Fundulus heteroclitus (mummichog) is the source of this 1930-nucleotide messenger RNA. Its product is annotated as leucyl aminopeptidase family protein. Gene Ontology annotation, molecular function: metalloaminopeptidase activity; manganese ion binding. Gene Ontology annotation, biological process: proteolysis. The transcript has 16 exons. The record is from RefSeq and is a predicted model, not a curated record. The coding region runs from base 105 to 1658 and encodes 517 amino acids. Lineage: Eukaryota; Metazoa; Chordata; Actinopteri; Cyprinodontiformes; Fundulidae. Gene Ontology annotation, cellular component: cytoplasm.
CCGGUCAUGUGACCCAGAGGCUUCCAGGCAGGGUAGUAGUUGUCUGUGUCGGGUGGCAGCUGUCUUUUUCAUCUCGAAGACUCUGCAGGAGGAGGACAGCAGCAAUGUGCACCAGCGUCCAGCCCACUGAGUGGACCAAUGACCUCAGAAACCAGAACUUUGAUGGCAUCGUCUUAGUGACCGAGAGCCAUGACACCCUCCCCGCUGAGCUGGAGUCUCUGAAAGCCCCGCUGCAGGAUUACAGCUCUGUGGACAGUGGGUUGGCGGAGGAGGUGGUGCUUAUCAAAGUUCCCGGUCUUCCAGGGAACCGGCUGAUAUUUGCCUCCACUGGGCCGGUGAACCGGGACUACGAUGACAUCAGACGCUUUAAUGACGCGGCCGUCAACGGCAUCAAGCGUGCCUUGAAAGCGGGCAUGCAGCGCCCCCUGCUGGUUUGCCCUCCACACAGGGACUACAAGAACAGCGCCUUGGCGGCUGCCCUUGGUGCCCUUCAUGCCCUCUACAUGCCGCUCGAAGUACGAGAGGCGAACAUCAAGUCGUCCGACCACAAGGUGUGCGUUCUGGGGCUGUGGGCGGCGCAGGAGGCCGAGGGAAGGAGGCUGGUAGAGCUGGCGAAUGCUCUGGAGAGCGGGAGACUGGCUUACCGCGACAUCGGCGGCUCCGACCCAGAGCGCAUGGCAGCGCCUCGCGUGGCCGAAUACGUCCAGGAGCUGUUCAAGAACAGCCCUGUGGAGGUGGAAGUGCUGAGCGACGUGAAGAUUCUGGAGAAGGAGUAUCCCUGUCUGGCUGCAGUGAACCGCUGUGCACACAGUGUACCGCGUCAUCAGGCCAGAGUUAUCAAGCUGCAGUACUGUGGAGAGGGACCGAUCCAGAAGACCCUCAUGCUGGUUGGAAAGGGCAUCACCUACGACACCGGAGGAGCUGACAUCAAGGCUGGAGGCUUCAUGGCCGGGAUGCACAGGGACAAGUGUGGAGCUGCUGCUGUUGCUGGAUUCUUCCAGAUUUUAGCCCAUCUGAAGCCAAGCCAUCUGAAGGUUGUCGGUGCGAUGACCAUGGUGAGGAACAGCGUGGGUGCAGACUGCUACGUGGCAGACGAGCUGGUGGUCUCCCGCGCGGGUCGCCGAGUCCGCGUGGGAAACACGGAUGCAGAGGGACGUAUGGUGAUGGUGGACCUGCUCUGUGAGAUGAAGGAGAAGGCGGCGCAGGAGGUUUCUCCGCAGCUCUUUACGAUCGCGACUCUGACCGGUCACGCCAUCAGAGCCAUGGGACCAAACUACUCCAUCAUCAUGGACAACGGGCCGGCCCAUCGCAACGGGAACGCCGCUCAGUGGCAGAAAGCUGGUGAGGUGUUGGGGGACGUGUUUGAGAUUUCCCGCAUCAGACGGGAGGACUACGAGUUCCACAAGGGACCGUCUGAGUACGAGGACAUCCUGCAGUGCAACAACCUCCCGUCCUCAGCAACACCCCGAGGACACCAGACCCCUGCAGCUUUCCUCAUCAUGACCUCAGGCCUUGACAAGCAUGGAGUGGAUUCAGCUGCACCUCUGCCCUACUCCCACGUUGACAUCGCUGGGUCAAGUGGUCCUUUCCCUGGAGUCCCAACAGGAGCGCCCAUCAUCGCCAUGGCAGCGCACUACAUCCUUCAAGAUAGUCUCUAAAAAUACUGACAAAAAAAAAAAAAAACAUGUUAUGUACCUGUUCAAACCUUAACACGCCUAAUCUAGCAUUACAGACCCUUCUUAAAAGCUCAGGUUUAUUUUUCUCUGUUUCUAACUGUAGUUAACGCUCCUGUCUGAACAAUAGGUGGAGGUAACCUGUAAAGUGGACUGUACUAGUAAACUCUCAGGGGUUACAUUUAGUCAUUUAUGAGGGGGUGUACUGAGAAACCAGGGUUUGUUCACUGUUCAAUAAAAAAAAAAAUUGGGUUUUG